AUGCCUUCACAAAUUCAGGCACCGAAUACGGCUAACGUUAUUCAAGAUGAGAUCCGUGAAUUAGAAAAGCGUCUUCAAGACGCUAAAGCACGUCUGAACAAAGUCCAGCCUUCGCCACCCCCUCAUCUCGCCUCGACAACUCAUUUUCUACUUCUUCUCUCAGACUCGGCACUUCCAUUAGGCUCGUUUGCUUUUAGCAGUGGUCUCGAGUCUUAUCUUGCUCACGAACCGCGUGCCUCGGCAUCGUUUGCCUCCUUUCUUCCUUCAUCGCUUUCAUCGUUCGCCGCGACAACACUGCCCUUUGUCCUAGCCGCGCACCGCGACCCCGAGUCUCUUCCUCAGUUAGAUGAUCAGCUCGACGCUGCUAUCAUUUGCACUGUUGGCCGACGUGCAAGCGUAGCGCAGGGUCGUGCGCUGCUAGGAAUAUGGGAGCGGUCGUUCCGUGCCAGCUGUCCAGAUGUUGACGGGCAGCCGUUGAGGGAAUUUGCUGUGUUGUUAAGGCGCGAAAACCAGAACGAAGUACCUCUCGUCUCUGCGCAUCUGGCGCCGCUGUUUGGAGCGAUAUGCGCUCUCGUGGGACUGGGUUUGCGACAGACAGCAUAUGUCUUCAUGCUCAGUCAUGUGAAGGCGUUGAUAUCUGCUGCGGUGAGAGCAAGUGUCUUUGGUCCCUACCAGGCGCAAAAGGUAUUAGCUGGACAGCAAGUACAGACGAUGAUCGACGACAUGAUCGAUCGAGAGUGGAAUACUUCGGUUGAGGAGGCUGGGCAAACAGUGCCUCUUAUGGAUUUAUGGAUUGGACGGCAUGAGACAUUGUACUCUAGAAUUUUCAACAGCUGA
Molecule: messenger RNA, 837 nt
Organism: Fusarium proliferatum ET1
Lineage: Eukaryota; Fungi; Ascomycota; Sordariomycetes; Hypocreales; Nectriaceae
Exons: 2
Coding region: 1-837 (278 amino acids)
Molecular function (GO): nickel cation binding
Source: RefSeq, a predicted model, not a curated record